This is a messenger RNA of Exophiala bonariae, 2136 nucleotides long. RefSeq lists its product as uncharacterized. The transcript is spliced from 3 exons. Bases 1 to 2136 code for a protein of 711 amino acids. Gene Ontology annotation, molecular function: DNA binding; zinc ion binding. The record is from RefSeq and is a predicted model, not a curated record. Gene Ontology annotation, biological process: DNA-templated transcription. NCBI's taxonomy places the organism in Eukaryota, Fungi, Ascomycota, Eurotiomycetes, Chaetothyriales, Herpotrichiellaceae.
AUGGCUUCUCAACCCAUUGCGCCCAUCGAGAUCGGAUCAUUCACUGCAUCAUCUCGCCACAAGACCGAAUUUUUAGGUAGUGCGAGCGGAGUGUUCUUUGUCAAGACCGUCUUCCGCGCUUUCGCACGAUCCGCUUCAGGCACGAUCAAUGAUAAGCACAGCAAUACAGCUCAACAGCCCUCGCAGCGAGUGGAUGACGAGUCGGUCAGUAGCCGUCUGAUUGACCCAGAGACGCCAGCAAGGCCAGACACCGACAGUCCCGUGGUGAGGAUAGAGCUUGAGGAUCUAGACCGUCAUCCCUCGGCCACAUCGCCACGAACAUACGGCAUCAAGGGCCAUGGUCUAGGUAUUGCGCCCAAGCAGGAGGUCGCACAGGAGCUGUUCAGCAUCUACCUUCGGAACUGGCAUCCCCUGUUCCCUUUUCUUCAUGGCCCCACCCUCCUUGAUACGAUGCUGAGCUUGUAUGAAAACGAUGUCUCAGGAUCUACUCAGUCGGCACGGUCUUUGCAAGAUCGCAUCUGCAAGGCUGUCAUUUGCCAAUGUGUCUUCAACAUUGCUGCCGUCGACUGGCGCGACCAGCAGCUCGCAGUUGAAUCACGAAUAGCAUCCCCAAUGCAGAUCCUCUCAUUGUUGGGCUUUCUUGCGAGUAACCAUGACCUGCAGUCACUCCAGGCUCUGUUGGCCGCAGAGCUGUACCUCCUAUGCACCAUGUCUCUCCGAGCUGCUUCGACGAUUGGUGGCACUCUGACCAGGCUCAUCUACCAUGCAGGCUUGCAUCGCUGCCCCUGUCGCUACGUACAGAUUCCAGCAGAGGAAUGCGACAUGCGCAAGAGGAUCUUUUGGACCGCUUACAUCCUGGAUCGCUAUCUGAGCCAGGCACUAGGACAUCCACUGUCGUUCCAAGACUCGGAAUUGGACGUUUGCAUUCCAGGACAAGGAGAGUAUCACAAACGUGUCAUGGCUCGACCGCACAACCCCAAUUCAGCAUUGGCAGGCGGGGAUGAUGUACUCGAUCACCUCCCUCAGACACAAGCAGACGAGCGACAAACCGCCGAGGGACAUGAAAGAACAAGAUCCUCCGAUCUGGGCGGAGCACGUUCCAAUGAUGAGUCAAGUUCCCGUCCUCAUCGCGAAGAUCACGGCCAUGCCUCGGAGAUUCUCGGCCACUACGUUCUGUACUGCCGCCUGACAGGGCAAGCGCUAGAGAUGUUCCACAAGUCACUCCAGAACCGCACCAUUAACAGGGAGAGCAUCAUGGAGUUGCAGUCAAAUGUUCACGCGUGGUGGAAUGAGUUACCCGCCAAACUUCAGAAUGAAUACGCUGACGGGCAAGGCGAAACCCCCUCGGCCUUUACCUUCUUCUUCAAUCCAAUCUACAACCAGCUCAUUCUCUUGAUCAACCGCCCUUUCUUGUCUCUCCCACCACAUAGCAUUGAAUUUCGAUUGAGCCUCCACAAUUGCAUCAAUGCGGCACGCCAGAUAAUCACAUCUUCAAAACGCCAGGUCCAAGCGAAAAUACAGGUUUCAUGGCCUGGGAUGCUCUCCAUGAGUAAGGCACAACAGGAAAUCGAGGACUGUGUUCAUGGUCUAUUAGCCAUGGACCAAAAAUGGAACAAUGCCCGACAUUGCGCUGCAGCAUUGAAAAGUCUUCUAGGUCACCUGAGCGACCAGUACCGGGAUUCGUCGAGGCAGUUGCGGAUGGAACAUAACAACCCGAGUGCUCCGGAAGCUUCGAGUUUCCAAAGGAAACGCCUGACUGCGGAGACUAUUGAUCUCGAUCCAGAUCUGCGAUCUGCGAAGAGGGCGAAUCGGGCCUCUUCGUCGGGGCCAUCUAGCUCCAAAAACAGUGAUAACAAUCAAGUGUUGUCGCAAAGCCAACGAGUGUCUGAUGUCCAAUUCUCUGACGCACAGGCACCGCCUAUGGAUUUCUCUGCCAAUGAUUCAGUAUUUGGCCAGAUUGACCCACAGUACUCGCAAGUAAAUGACGGUGAUUUUUUGUCAAUGCCCACAGCUGCAGAGUUCUAUGGCAAUCUAGACGGUGGGUUUGGCAAUAUUGAAUGGGAAUCCAUGGCCAACAAUUGGGGUUCCUUCCACGAUUGGGGAAGCUGGGACAUGCCGGAUCUCUGGGACCAGUGA